AUGGUUCGCUUUGUGACACCACUGGCCCUGGCCGCCCUGUCGGCUACCGCCUUCGCUGCUCAGAAGUGCAGCACCAGCAGCCAGUGUACCGACGAGACAUACCCCUGCUGCUCCCAAUAUGGCGAGUGUGGCACCGGUGCCUACUGUCUCGGCGGAUGCGACCCUCUUUCCUCCUACUCGCUCGACUCAUGCGCGCCUAUGCCCGUGUGUGAGGAGAAGACCUACACCUGGGAGAACCUUGACAACGCCGUUUCCCAGGACAAGUACCUCGGAAAUGCCAGCAAGGCCGACUGGACCUAUAGCGGCAAGCCCAAGACCGAGGAUGGCAACCUGAUCAUGACCAUGCCCAAGAACAGCGUCGGUACCCUCUUCGCCAACAACCAUUACAUCUGGUACGGCAAGAUCUCCGGAAAGAUCAAGUCCAGCCGUGGCAAGGGUGUUGUCACCGCUUUCAUCCUGCUCUCCGACGUCAAGGACGAGAUCGACUACGAGUGGGUCGGCGCCGACCUGACUAACGUCCAGACCAACUACUACUGGCAGGGUGUUCUCGACUGGCACAACAGCGGUAAUAUCUCCGUCGAUGGCGGUGACACCUUCAACGACUGGCACACCUACGAGAUCGACUGGACACCCGAGAAGGUCGACUGGAUCGUCGAUGGCUCCGUCCAGCGCACCCUGAAGAAGGCCGACACCUACAACGAGACCUCCAAGCAGUACCAGUUCCCCCAGACCCCCUCCCGCCUCCAGAUGUCCCUCUGGCCCGCCGGCCAGGCCAGCAAUGCUCAGGGCACAAUCGACUGGGCCGGUGGUGCCAUCGACUGGAACAGCGAGGACAUCCAGUCCAAGGGCUACGACUACGCCACCGUCGGCGAGGUCAGCGUGAAGUGCUACGACGCCCCCUCGGACGUCAAGAAGACCGGUGACAAGUCCUACCUCUACACCAACUCCGCCGCCAUGGAGAGCGACGUCGCCAUCACCGGAAACGACACCGUGCUCGGCUCCCUCGGCGCCACUGGCCUCGACAUGGAUCUCGGUGCCAACACCUCCAGCACUUCCGCUACCACCUCCGCUGCCAACAGCAUCCCCACCACCAACGGUGGCUCCGGCGGUAUGUCCAACUCCAACUCGAGCUCCAGCGCCGACUCUUCCUCGUCCACCGGUACCACCACAUCCUCCGGCUCGGAGUCUACCACCUCGUCUGGCUUUUCCCAGGGCACAGACGUUACCAAGGACAACGGAGCCGCCAGCCAGACCGAGCACGUCCUCCGCGGCUCUCUCUUCGCCGUCCUGGUCGCCAUCGUCGGCCUGGUAACACUGUAA
Messenger RNA from Penicillium antarcticum, 1320 nucleotides. RefSeq names its product putative cell wall glucanase (Utr2) (gene utr2). The transcript has 2 exons. Lineage: Eukaryota; Fungi; Ascomycota; Eurotiomycetes; Eurotiales; Aspergillaceae. Gene Ontology annotation, cellular component: fungal-type cell wall. Gene Ontology annotation, biological process: carbohydrate metabolic process; fungal-type cell wall organization. Gene Ontology annotation, molecular function: hydrolase activity, hydrolyzing O-glycosyl compounds; glycosyltransferase activity. Bases 1 to 1320 code for a protein of 439 amino acids. The record is from RefSeq and is a predicted model, not a curated record.